Messenger RNA from Caenorhabditis remanei, 921 nucleotides. RefSeq lists its product as uncharacterized. The coding region runs from base 1 to 921 and encodes 306 amino acids. Gene Ontology annotation, biological process: oxaloacetate transport; phosphate ion transmembrane transport; succinate transmembrane transport. Lineage: Eukaryota; Metazoa; Nematoda; Chromadorea; Rhabditida; Rhabditidae. The transcript has 4 exons. Gene Ontology annotation, molecular function: malate transmembrane transporter activity; succinate transmembrane transporter activity; thiosulfate transmembrane transporter activity. The record is from RefSeq and is a predicted model, not a curated record.
AUGUCUGGCGAGAAGACGGUGCCUAAUGCGGUGAAAUUCGCGUUCGGAGGAACCGCUGGAAUGGGCGCUACACUUGUCGUCCAGCCGCUAGAUUUGGUCAAAAAUCGAAUGCAAUUGUCUGGAACCACUGGCAAGAAAGAGUAUCGAUCUAGUAUGCAUGCACUGACUUCAAUUAUCAAGAACGAGGGAUUCUUCGCCAUUUAUAACGGACUAUCAGCUGGUCUUUUGCGACAGGCUACUUACACCACUACUCGUCUCGGAACUUAUUCAUUUUUAAUGGAAAAAUUCACUGAAAAGGACAAGCCACUUUCAUUUGCAAUGAAAGCAGGUCUCGGAAUGGCAGCCGGUGGAAUCGGAUCAUUCGUAGGCACCCCAGCAGAACUCGCCUUAAUCCGAAUGACCGGUGACGGACGUCUGCCACCAGAUCAACGUCGUAACUACAAAGGAGUCGUCAAUGCGUUGACACGUAUUACAAAAGAAGAAGGUGUUCUGACUCUGUGGAGAGGUUGUACACCUACAGUCAUCCGUGCAAUGGUUGUGAAUGCCGCUCAGUUGGCCACGUAUUCCCAAGCGAAACAAGCACUUUUGCAGUCCGGAAAGGUUCAGGACGGUAUUUUCUGCCAUUUCUUGGCUUCAAUGAUUUCUGGAUUGGCUACUACGAUUGCAUCGAUGCCUGUCGAUAUUGCGAAGACAAGAAUUCAAUCAAUGAAAGUUAUUGAUGGAAAACCGGAAUAUAAGAAUGCGUUUGAUGUUUGGGGAAAGGUAAUCAAGAACGAGGGAGUGUUCGCCCUUUGGAAGGGAUUCACCCCGUAUUACAUGCGUCUUGGACCCCACACUGUACUCACUUUCAUUAUUUUGGAACAAAUGAAUGCAGCAUAUUACAAAUACGUUUUGAAACAGGAAGUUACCAGUGCCUUGUAA